AAAAAAACAGAUCCAAGAUGCAGCAGUGGAGACGCCUCAACCAAAACCCACCAAACGACCUCAACCUGAUCCUACCCAGCAAGACGCUGACUCACCAAAGAAAAAGAAAAAGAUGAAAUUAAACACAGAACAAGAAGAGAAUUCCUCAAAGGAAAACCAGCCGCCAAAGACAAAGAAAGAGCUGAAGAAAAAGAAGGGAUUGCUGACGAAGGAGGAUGAAAGCGGUGCCGUGACUGCUGAGCCUCCUGAAGUUGACUCCUCUCCACUUUCAAAGGAAAACAAGAAGAAGAAAAAGAAGAGAAUGAAGGCUGGAGAAGACGAGGGGACAAACGAGAGCUCAACUCCCGUGACUGUGAGCGAAGAUGUCCCUGCAAAGAAAAAAAGUAAAAAAGAGAGGAACAGAUUGAAGGAGAAUCUGGAAGAGACAGAACCUGCUGCAGAUGAACAAAGUCCUGCUUCUUCUAAGAAAAAGAAAUCCAUCAAAAGGCUGAUCAACUCUGAUUAAAUCUGGUGCAUUCUCAAAUCAGACAUCGAGGAGAAGAACUGUAUCUUGGACGAAGCCCCAAAAAAGCAACAGGACAAUCUGUAAAAUGUUAUUGCCUUUAUUGCAUAUAUAUCUGUUCUCAGAAACAUGGAGAUUUCUGAGGGGACAUCGGUGUUUUCAUUCAUGUAAAACUAUUCUUUCUCUGAAAACUGUGAAAACAAUAUGACCAACGUUAACCGUUGCAGUUUGGAGUUUGUUUUGUUUUUUUUGAAAGGGAGAGCUGCUCUGGUUGUUGGUUGGAUGAUGCUAAUUUUAUGACAAGCUUCCGAUGAUACCUCGUUACUGGAUUUUUGAGGUCAGUACUAAUAGAUAAAUUGCACACAGAUUCAGAUGACAAUAUAAUGAUCUACACUUUAAAGCCCGAACAAUGAAUUUGAUUCUGAUCCCCUCUAUUUCCUUUGAAUGAGUUUUGGCUAAAAUACAUACUAAGCAGAGCAUUUUAUGUUGUUAGAAUCAAACUACUAGAGAAAGUAUGGACAAGAGACACUGUUUAUAAAUUAUCACCUCAAACUAAAUUUAUCACUACUUUACUGCAAUUUGUUGUUACUUAACAGCUGAUUUAU
Messenger RNA from Plectropomus leopardus (leopard coralgrouper), 1107 nucleotides. The record is from RefSeq and is a predicted model, not a curated record. Lineage: Eukaryota; Metazoa; Chordata; Actinopteri; Perciformes; Serranidae.